AUGUCUUCACAGCUAGUAGAAAUAUUUCAAAAAUGUUGUUUGCACUUACAGCUUUUACACUAUCUAAGGAAUAUCCACUUUAAAAAUAAGGAUGGACAGGAGGUGUUUUUUGAUGCGAAUGGUGAUGGUCCCCUGCAUUUUGAUGUAUUAAAUUGGCAGCUGAACUCUGAGGGUGCCAGAAGGCUUGUAAACGUUGGAAGAUAUGAGCCACAUCAACACCAGGACCAAGAACUCGUCAUCAAUGACAGCGCCAUCCUGUGGAGUGGAGGCUACACCCAGGUACCCCGAUCCGUAUGCAGUGACAGCUGUCCUUUGGGUUACAGAAAAUCAUCACGUCAAGGACAACCUCUCUGCUGUUAUGACUGUGUCCUGUGCUCUGUGGGAGAAAUUUCCAACCAAACUGAUACUGCAGAUUGUUUCAGAUGUCCAGAGGACUACUGGUCUAAUGAGAGACGAGACACUUGCAUUCCAAAAGUCAUCGAGUUUCUCUCCUUUGGGGAUACAAUGGGGUGCACCUUGGCUUGUGUGGCUGUUAUUUUGUCACUUAUUCCUCUUUUCAUUCUGUGGAUCUUCAUAAAGAACAGGGAGACUCCAAUUGUGAAAGCAAAUAACCGUGACCUCAGCUAUUUUCUUCUUGUGUCCCUCAACUUAUGCUUCCUCUGUUCCUUAAUAUUUAUUGGACAGCCAAACAAUAUGAGUUGUAUUGUGCGUCAAAUUGCAUUUGGCUUAUUUUUCUCCAUUUCUGUUUCUUCUGUUCUUGCAAAGACUAUCAUUGUGGUUAUUGCUUUUAAUGCAACAAAACCUGGAAGCAAUUUAAGGAAGUGGGUAGGUUCUAAGACUGCAUGUCUCAUUAUUGUAUGUGGGUCACUGAUUCAAGUUAUCAUCUGUACUGUUUGGAUUACUUACUUUCCACCAUUCCCACAAUUUAAUAGUGACUCCAGCAAAGAGAAAAUUAUAAUCGAAUGUAAUGAAAACUCACUGCCUAUGUUCUAUUGCAUGCUUGGAUAUCUUGGACUUCUGGCAACCAUGAGUCUCAUAGUGGCAUUUCUAGCCAGAAAGUUACCUGAUAGUUUUAAUGAGGCUAAAUUCAUCACUUUUAGUAUGUUAGUGUUUGUCAGUGUUUGGUUAUCUUUCAUACCAGCCUACAUGAGCACAAAAGGGAAAUUUGUAGUUGUAGUGGAGAUAUUUGCAAUUCUGUCAUCAACAGCAGGGUCACUCAGUUGUAUAUUCUUACCAAAGUGUUACAUUAUAAUUUUGAGACCUCAUAUGAAUACAAAAUACUAUCUUAGGAAAAAGGACUCAGGUAAUAGAUAA
Messenger RNA from Protopterus annectens (West African lungfish), 1314 nucleotides. Its product is annotated as vomeronasal type-2 receptor 26-like. Gene Ontology annotation, molecular function: G protein-coupled receptor activity. The coding region runs from base 1 to 1314 and encodes 437 amino acids. The transcript is spliced from 3 exons. Gene Ontology annotation, biological process: G protein-coupled receptor signaling pathway. Gene Ontology annotation, cellular component: membrane. The record is from RefSeq and is a predicted model, not a curated record. Lineage: Eukaryota; Metazoa; Chordata; Ceratodontiformes; Protopteridae.